Molecule: messenger RNA, 1343 nt
Organism: Nematolebias whitei (Rio pearlfish)
Lineage: Eukaryota; Metazoa; Chordata; Actinopteri; Cyprinodontiformes; Rivulidae
Product: ubiquitin-conjugating enzyme E2 H
Exons: 7
Coding region: 168-719 (183 amino acids)
Biological process (GO): protein polyubiquitination; ubiquitin-dependent protein catabolic process
Cellular component (GO): nucleus
Molecular function (GO): ubiquitin conjugating enzyme activity
Source: RefSeq, a predicted model, not a curated record
AGACGCUCCGGAGUUAAAGUAGGCGAUGUUGCUGCUAAGAUUUGGCCUGUGGACUCUGUGGGAAGGCUGCUGAUACCGUCCAGCGGGCUUGUAGGUAUUGUCAGGCUGAAAGGUUAAGGCAGCGUCAUUAUUAUUAUUUUUUAGAUUACUUCUAGGUACACACAAAAAUGUCGUCUCCAAGUCCGGGCAAAAGGCGAAUGGAUACCGACGUGGUGAAACUCAUUGAGAGCAAACAUGAAGUCACGAUCCUGAGUGGACUCAAUGAGUUUGUGGUCAAGUUUCACGGACCGCCUGGAACACCAUAUGAAGGAGGUGUUUGGAAAGUUCGAGUGGACCUACCAGAUAAAUACCCCUUCAAAUCACCAUCAAUAGGAUUCAUGAACAAAAUCUUCCAUCCCAACAUUGAUGAAGCAUCAGGAACGGUGUGUUUAGAUGUCAUUAACCAGACAUGGACGGCUCUUUACGACCUCACCAACAUCUUUGAGUCGUUCCUCCCUCAGCUGCUCGCUUACCCCAACCCCAUCGAUCCUCUGAACGGGGACGCCGCAGCCAUGUACCUGCAUCGGCCAGACGACUAUAAACACAAAAUCAAUGAAUACAUCCAGAAAUACGCCACAGAGGAGGCUCUAAAGGAGCAGGAAGAGGGCGGGGGCGACUCGUCUUCCGAGAGCUCCAUGUCGGACUUUUCGGAGGACGAGGCUCAGGAUAUGGAGUUGUAGUGAAGGAGGAGCCGCCUUCACCCCACCAUGGAUUAAAGAGCAGAAACUCAGUGCUAUAUUCGUAUUUAAACGAGACAAUUUUUUUACGGCAACACGAGGAUUUUUAUUGCUACACGAGGUUUUGCAGUACGUUUGGGGGGGUGGGGGGAUGAAACAAACCCACGUUUAGGAAUUCAUCACCGUCAGCCAUUCCCGCUCUUUUUCAUCCAGAGACUCUGCUUAGAUCAGAACAAUGUGCUGCAUUAAUUUUGAUCUUUUCUCUGCCCGACUGAGUCGGACGCCGCAGGACCGUCUCACCCAUUUUUACUACAACCCACCUCUUUUUUUUUUUUUUUUUUUGUCCCCGUUUUCAGUCAACGUCUUUGCCUCUCUGUCAGUUCAUGAAGCCUGAGCAGCUUUUUCCCCACACUGCCCCCUCGAGGAGCUGGUCAUCACCUUCAAAAGAAUUGAAGCGCAGAAAGCCACAGUGUGUGUUCAGCGUACAGACAGGACUGCAGGCGCAUCACACACUACCUAAUCCCUUCAGCCAUGACGAGUCACACAAAUGCCACAGUGUGGUUGUGCGAUAGCCGCUGAUGCUCAGCAGAACUCAGGAGAGAGCUUCCUAAAUCCCUCUGUCGUUCA